Messenger RNA from Cantharellus anzutake, 450 nucleotides. RefSeq lists its product as uncharacterized. The transcript is spliced from 4 exons. Lineage: Eukaryota; Fungi; Basidiomycota; Agaricomycetes; Cantharellales; Hydnaceae. The record is from RefSeq and is a predicted model, not a curated record. The annotation marks the transcript as partial.
GGUACAAAGGUUGAGAUAGAUUCAUUGAAGAGUAGGCACACGUAGGAUGAAGUAGGGAGGUGAUGGUCCCACUGAACUCGUGGGCUGCCAGUGAUAGGUGGCAAUUUGUGAAUUCAUCCCAUCACCGCGGCCGUCAUCAGAAAGCUCAAACGUGCCGCAACAACCGUAUUCGCAGUCACCCUGUUCCUUCUGGUCAGACUACUUAUCCAUGACGUUUGGCUGCUCUUGAGGUGCCAGUUUUGGCACCUCCAGUUGGCCCAGCCUCCACCCAAGACACCUUGGAUGGGCGGGACGCCCCCGUGUGAUUGUCAGGUGUUAUUUCCACAGUCGUGGUUUUCGUUACCCUGAUGAUCAGACGUUGUGGGGGAUUAUUCGUAUGUGGCUCCAUAUGCUCGAUCAGAGGGGAGGUAUGUGAAGAACGCGGCCAAUGCUGUUGACAGUAUGUUGACC